Fusarium verticillioides 7600 is the source of this 2591-nucleotide messenger RNA. RefSeq lists its product as hypothetical. Bases 442 to 1989 code for a protein of 515 amino acids. Gene Ontology annotation, molecular function: zinc ion transmembrane transporter activity. The transcript has 6 exons. NCBI's taxonomy places the organism in Eukaryota, Fungi, Ascomycota, Sordariomycetes, Hypocreales, Nectriaceae. The record is from RefSeq and is a predicted model, not a curated record. Gene Ontology annotation, biological process: zinc ion transmembrane transport. Gene Ontology annotation, cellular component: plasma membrane.
GGCUGCGAUUAUUGGCUUCUCGAUGGCGCCUGGAGGAGACGACUUUCUCUGGGUAAGAUGGAGGCUGAGACAUUAACUUUUGCUCUCCCUCUUUGUUUCUGUGCGCUUUGAUUAAGAGUUUACAUUACUUUACUCCGUACAUUACAUUGGAAUACAUAUCAACUUUCUUCACUGCUACCUACCUACCUUACCCAGUAUCUUAAAGUCUUCCUCCUCAAGCAACCCUUUUGGACAGUUUCAAGUCCCCCCCCCUCCUCCUCCUAACUGACUCGAAACGAACUCUAAACUCUGAAAUCUCUCUUCCUGGUUCAGAGACGCAAGCUAGCGAUUUAAGCAUAAAUUUCGACGCCCUCUCUCGGCUCUCCUGUGCCGUACUCAACGUUCAAACAGUCGAUCUCGUGCCGUUGCCCGUCCGCCUCUCGCCUACUGGUCAAUCUCAAGAUGUACACUUCCGUUUUGUCACUCGCCGGAUGGGGCCUUGCCUUCUCUGCGGCCUCUGCUGCUGCCAGCAAUGUCCAUAUCGCCCCUAGAGCUACCCAGGCUCCCUCGACCACUGCUGUCAGCCCCGAGGUAACUGCUAUCACAGGAUGCCACCUCCAUGCCUCUGAACUAUAUUGUUUCGCUGGUGAGACCGAGUACUUGGUAGAUGUCAAGGUCACUGGAACCACAGACGUACCUUCGCAGUACACCGACUGCCAUUCCCAUGACUCUAAUAUGUUUUGUGUAGACUCUGAUGGUGGAGAUGUUUCUGUUCAAGCUGAAGGUGCUGAGUCAGAAGAGGACCACGCAACAGAAGGUGAAGAUCAUGGCCACGACCACGAUCAUGCGGGAGCAAGUAGCACGGAAACUGCAGCCGCCGCUGGAAACACCAAAGAAGCUGAGAACGAGCACUGUCAUUUCCAUGCUGGUGUUGAACACUGCACAGGCCACAGCGAUUCUGAGUCCAGCGAGUCGGAGUCUGGUUCUUCCUCCUCUGCAUGCCAGCCCAGAAGGAGAGACUAUGAUGUCGGUCUCCGUGUUGGUCUGCUCUUCGUUAUCCUAGCCACAGGUGCUCUGGGUGUCUUUGGCCCCAUCCUGCUGCACAAGAUGAUGCCCAGCAAACUCAACAUUGUCCUCAUUGUAUUAAAGCAAUUUGGAACUGGUAUUAUAAUCUCUACCGCCUUUGUUCACCUGUACACCCACGCAUUCCUCAUGUUCGGCAACCAAUGUAUUGGAGAGCUGGGUUAUGAAGCUACGACGUCCGCUCUUGUUAUGGCUGGUAUAUUCCUUUCUUUCCUUGUCGAGUACAUCGGCAACCGCAUUGUUCUCGCAAAGACAAAAGCUUCAGCCAGUCUUUCUGAUGCUGAAAAGAAAAGCGCCUGGUUGUCCACUGAGGUUGUCAGUGUUCUUGUCAUGGAGAUGGGUAUCCUAUUCCACUCUCUUCUGAUCGGCUUAACGCUCGUUGUAGCGGGUGACGAAUACUUCCUAACCUUAUUCGUCGUCAUUCUUUUCCAUCAGAUGUUUGAAGGCAUCGCUCUUGGAAGCCGAAUCGCCACCAUCGGUACUUCUAACGAUAGUCACGCCUCUCCCGUGGCCCGCGUCUCCCAGGACACUUCCUCCGCUCAAGAUUCAGACAAGGCUCCCGCUUCCACUGAGACGAUCCCUAACGAGGAAUCGGCCCCUAUUGGUUUGAACAUGAAGAAGAAACUCGGCCUUGCCUCUCUUUUCGCCUUCAUUACCCCUAUCGGCAUGGCCAUUGGCAUCGGUGUCUUGCAACAAUUCAAUGGUAACGACAAGUCUACACUCAUCGCAAUCGGUACCCUCGACGCCGUCUCCGCAGGUAUCCUCAUGUGGGUUGGUCUUGUGGAGAUGUGGGCUGCAGACUGGAUGUCAGGGGGCCAUGGCCACAAGGCUGAACUCGCUGACGCCAACCUGCUCACUACCGUUCUGGCCGGCACUGGUCUGGUUGCUGGCCUGGUGGUGAUGAGUCUUUUGGGUAAGUGGGCAUAGAUUUGGGUUUGUCUGGAAUGCUUUACAAAUUUUGUUUUCAUGAUAAUGCGAUUGGCUAAGGAGUUUGGUACCUGUAUUUACGGAGUUCGUGUCAGGAGCAUAUGCAGUUGGGUUUGCCCUGUUAACAAAACGGGGGGGUCAUAACUGUUUGGGUCUAUACUACAAACGGCAUUGCUAGGAUAGAGCAAAUCGAAACGAGGUAAAUGAUGAUUGAUCACAUCACUGCGUGUGCCCGUGUUUGUGACCAAGGAACGAUUCAUAUCGACCCAAGCCAAGUGCCGAAUCCCCCCCAGGGCAGUACCCUUACGUUACCGAUUAACCUUUUAUGAGCCCCUUUCCAAGACUCGGCGUCUGGUACUUGGGUGCUCUGUACUUCAAUGUCGAGUUGCGUGUACCAUUGUACGGCAGCACCUGGAUGCUGCUGGCUGUAGGGCUGUUCAUGACAUCCCAAUGAUCGGAGAUGUUUGGAUUUCCGUAAGGCCGAAGAGCUGCGAAACGCAUUCUUCACAACUGUCAGAAUCUUCUACCGGUAGAAUUAGAAGGCACUCACGUGUAGUUCCCAGGAGCUAUUCUUGUGCCGUUGGCGAGCUUGCCAAACCACC